AUGUCGCUCCGAGCCAAAUCCCACACAGACCUGCGUUCAUCCGGCUCAUCCGAUGACGGCUUGGGAAAGUCACUCACCAUGAGUGCUGUGCGCUUCGGGAACGGGACCACUGAGUCCAAGGACGGGGUCCGACUUCUUUCCAGACCCGCCCGGAGGCCCCUGAGAGUUGUGAGGCCUGUCAGUGCCGGUGUGAGCUCCAACGCCUCCUUCCUGCACAUAAACCACUUGCAGGGAGAGCUGGUUCGCAAGAGGAAGGAGUGCGAGGACCUUAGAAAGGAGAACAAGUUCCUCUCUGAUGAGAUCCGCCUGGAAAGGAUCACCAUGCGCUCGGAAAACGAGCUCGCCAUGAGGAACCUUAGGAGCGUCAACCAGGAGUUGCAGGCACAAGUCAAAGAUCUCAAGCAGCGCUUGUGCCUAAGCCAGCAGCGGGCAGAGUUGUGUUCGCAGGCUGCUGAUGAGGCAGAGGCUCGGCGAGGGGAGGCCGACAAAGGCUUAGUACUCGCCGAGGCCCGCAUCGUUGCCGGCCGACGGGAAACAGAGGACGCUCAGGAACAAGGCACGAGACUGACAGGACGAGUGGAAGAGCUGCGGAAGGAGUGCUCCGAUCUACAGCUAGCUCUGGUACGGACAGAGAAGAACCUGUUUGACGUCCAGCUGAAACUAGAGCGAGAGACGGCAGACAAGCAGGCCCUACUGCGGGAGAACGAGAACCUGCAGGAGGACCGGGACGCCCUACGGCACAAGCUGAGAAAGAUCACUGAUGAGAACCACCAACUCAGAGAGAGUGUGGCAGAAUGGCAACGUCGGGCAACUGCAUCACGGGAGGCAAGCGAGCGCGCCGAGCGUGGACGUGAAGAAGCUGAGGCUGAGCGGCGUUUGACUGAACGAGAGCGAAGAAAUUGGGCGGACGAGUGCCGUGAUUGGAAGGACAAGCACGGGAUUCUGGACAGUGCAUUUAGAGCGCAAGAGCACAUGAAGGCCAUGCGUCGAGACAAAAGCUGUCAAGCUAACAUCAAGAGCUAUUUCCUGUGCAUGACUGAGAGCGAUCAGAGGGUAAAAAUUCUCAAAAAUCAAGAUGGCACAAUGAAAAAUUUUACGGAGGGCGACCCGGUUUACAUCUCUAUGACACCAGAGUCCAACCCAGAAGAACUUGAGAGGAGCUCAUCCAGACCCACAUCCCGUGUAAGCGCACCGCUAACAGCAAGAGACUUUGGGCCUGGCCACUUCGACGAACUGCUUCCUUUCGAGGGAAAGUGCCCCGACUCGGCGACAGCCCACCGAAAGAGCAGAAAGUUGGUGGAAUAUUUUUGGAUCCCCACAGACCAGGAUUAAGUAUUAUAACGACGACCAUUUGAACAAGUGAUAACAACAUUGGUGUUCAUGUACUGACUUUAUUGACAUUAAAGCAGGUGCACAAUCGUGAUGAGUACAAUUAUGUUCACUUACAAUGACACGGCAGUUUAAGAAGAAAUGUG
Messenger RNA from Corythoichthys intestinalis (scribbled pipefish), 1475 nucleotides. Its product is annotated as paramyosin. Bases 1 to 1332 code for a protein of 443 amino acids. The record is from RefSeq and is a predicted model, not a curated record. The transcript is spliced from 8 exons. Lineage: Eukaryota; Metazoa; Chordata; Actinopteri; Syngnathiformes; Syngnathidae.